This is a messenger RNA of Morone saxatilis (striped sea-bass), 4674 nucleotides long. It is a transcript of the gene armc4, whose product is annotated as armadillo repeat containing 4. Bases 604 to 3819 code for a protein of 1071 amino acids. The transcript is spliced from 21 exons. The record is from RefSeq and is a predicted model, not a curated record. Lineage: Eukaryota; Metazoa; Chordata; Actinopteri; Moronidae. Gene Ontology annotation, molecular function: protein binding.
ACUUUUAUUUUAUCUGUUUUUAUUACCCACAGUUUUUAUUCAGGUCGUAUGUCUUAUAUUGUUAUUCAUUUUGUUAUUUAUAUCUUGACUGUGUGUACUAUUUUAUUUUGUUCUGUGAAGCACUUUCUGUGUUUUGAAAAGGGCAAAUACACUUUAUCAUUGCCUUUUUAGUCUUAAAAGUAUGCUACUCUGCAUUUGACUGCACAUAUUGUAUGAGAAUGUGACAAACACAAUAUAUAAAAUAUGUUCAUUUCCAAAGAAACACCAUUAAUAAGUCUAUUAAUGACAGAGCUUUGCGUUGUAAUACAUUGCACUGUAGUCAUGUCAGGCUGUCUCUCCCCCUGUGGCUCACACGUCCUUCCUCUCUGCUACUCUUUGUCACUUAUUACGGGUUUCAUUUGGUAAGUUCCAGCGUUUGGUGAUUUUUGACCCGAGUCGAGUUCCGUUGUGUUUGGCUGUAUCAUAGCAACCAAAGGGGGCGGGUACGUCUGGUAGAAGUAGCGUGUGGUUUCCAUGGACACCGUUGAUGCCAAACUGUCGGUAAAAGUUUGGAAAUAGAAGAGAAAGUUACAAUACACGUUUCAGAAUAUCCCAGCCGGUGCAAUGGGGGUAUCGCUGACCAGGGCAGCCCAGUGGACCCCGGCCAGCUCUGGUACUGGCAAACUGGAGUCCACGCCAAUGAAUGAGUCCUUGUUGAAAGAAAUCCUGCGCUUUGUGGAGCAGUUCGGCUCCCAACACCCACAGGAGGCAGAGCAUGUGUUCGAGGAGCCGCUCCGGUGGAGUACCACUUUAGUGGCAUCUGAUUUCAAAACAGACUAUGACAUCAGUGACGCAGACGUACAGUCCCAUGAGAAAGACAGUGAAGGGCGUCCAUUGUUGCAGCUCUCCCCUCCUACUGUUUAUGUACGCAGCUUCAGCCAGCUCUCUAAGCUAGUUCAUCUGGCAGAUGAUAAGAACCUGGAGGAGGUUCGAGCAUGUCUAGAAGAGAACAGAGACCCCGUGGUUAAGAUUCUCGGUCCCAGCUUUGCCGGCAUCCUGGAGAACGAAGGCGCCCUUACUGAUGUGCUAAGUCUGGUAGGCAAAGAGAAAGAGCAAGGCGAGGACACGGAGGUCAAGGUCAAGCUGUUCCUGUUGCUCCAAAAUAUGGAUAACCAGCUCCUCGGCAAGUGCCUCAAAGAGAUAUCCGAACGAGUCAGGCUCGACCCCACCGCAGUGAAGACUGAAGUGGAGCUGUUGAAGCGGUUCUGCAGUGAAGGAGAGAAGAGGCUGUUGAAGUCGGUUCGAUACACAUCAGAUUACGAAUUUUCAAAUGGCUGUCACGCCCCUCCAUGGAGACAGGCGCGUGGUGAGAUUUGUUACCUUGUGAUUGAGCCUUGUGACACUGAGACCCUCUACAUCACCUGCAGCACUGCUGGAGUUUUCCUCAAUGGGUGCAUAAAACAGGAGGGGGAGGAGGAGGAGAGUGGCUAUGAGCGAACAAGUGAUACAUACAAAGACCUGGUAACACUUCUGAAGAGCAGAUCUCUGCAUUUUGCUGAGAACGCAAACAAGCAGGAUUUUGCAGCUCAAGAACUUCCAUCAACACAAAAGAUCCAGCAUGUGGAAUCGGUUGAUGCGGAGGAACAAGGCCAACCCCAGAGGUCUUACGAGCAACAGGAAAAGAAUGUGCAUGAGAAGGCGAGACAACAGCAUACGCCGAACAAGGCAGGCGGCGAGAAGAAAUAUGAACCAUGUCCGAGAUGGAAGAAUCUCGGUCUCAUGUCUCCAAGUGGUAAAGCAGAGGAAAAGAAACCCGGUAAGAGCUCUGGAGAGGAGAAGUCUGGUGAAAUACAGAAGAAAAAACUGGGGCCGGGAGCCAAAAGCAAGAUGAAAGCGGAAUUCUCUGUGUCCUCUUUACCAGGACGUCCGUCCUCUCAGAAAAUUAAGACCCCGGCGGGAGCCGCGCCAGUGGACGCUUUCAGCGAGAGUUCAUCUGAAAGUGAGGAGGAGGAAGAGCAGCCAGAGCGCCGUCCAGAGAGUAACACAGACCUGCCUUCUGAAUAUUGGCAGAUCCAGAAACUGGUCAAGUACCUCAAGGGAGGGGACCAGACGGCCACUGUGCUCACCCUGUGCGCCAUGAUGGACUUUAAUUUGAUGCAGGAGACGUGCCAACUGGCCAUCCGGGAUGUAGGUGGCCUUGAAGUCCUCAUUAACUUGCUGGAUACAGAUGAAGUCAAAUGCAAAAUUGGAUCUCUGAAAAUCCUGCGAAAGAUCAGUCACAAUGUGCAAAUCCGUCGAGCCAUUGUCGACAUGGGAGGUCUGCAGAGUAUCGUGAAGAUUCUGGACUCACCAGUCAAGGACCUCAAGGCCUUAGCUGCUGAGACCGUUGCUAAUGUGGCCAGGUUCCGCAGAGCAAGGAGAACCGUCAGGCAAUAUGGCGGUAUCAAAAAACUGGUGAAGCUGCUGGACUGUGUCCCUAAUUUAGCCAGCCUGACUGCAAACCAGGCGAAGGAUGUAGAGGUGGCUCGCUGUGGCGCUCUGGCACUGUGGAGCUGCAGCAAGAGUACCAAGAACAAGGGGGCCAUCCGUAAGGCCGGGGGUGUCCCUUUGCUGGGACGCCUGCUCAAGUCUCCACAUGAGAACAUGCUUAUUCCAGUGGUGGGCACCCUGCAGGAGUGUGCCUCAGAGGAGAGCUACAGGAUUGCCAUUCAGACUGAGGGCAUGAUCAAGGAUUUGGUCAAAAACCUAAGCAGUGACAACGAUGAGCUACAAAUGCAUUGUGCCAGUGCAAUCUUCAAGUGUGCGCAAGACAAACAAACCCGCGACCUGGUGCGUGAGUACAAAGGCCUGCAGCCCCUGGUUUCACUGCUGAGCAAGGCGAACAACAAGCAGCUCCUGGCCGCUGCCACCGGGGCCAUCUGGAAGUGUUCCAUCAGUAUGGAGAAUGUGGCUAAGUUUCAGGAGUACAAAGCCCUGGAGACCCUGGUUCGCCUGCUGACGAAUCAGCCUGAAGAAGUUCUGGUAAAUGUAGUGGGAGCCCUUGGAGAAUUUGCCCAGAUACCUUCGAACAAGGCCACCAUCCGCAAGUGUGGAGGCAUCAAGUCGCUAGUUAACCUGCUCACGGGAACAAAUCAGGCGCUGCUUGUGAAUGUGACCAAGGCAGUGGGCGCCUGUGCCACCGAUAAGGAUAACAUGGCAAUCAUUGACCAGCUUGAUGGAGUCCGCCUGGUGUGGUCCUUACUGAAAAACCCCAGUGCAGAUGUUCAGUCCAGUGCUGCAUGGGCCCUUUGUCCAUGCAUUCAGAAUGCAAAGGAUGCAGGGGAAAUGGUGCGCUCCCUCGUCGGUGGAUUGGAACUGAUUGUUAAUUUGCUGAAGUCAACAAACAACGAGGUGCUGGCAAGCAUUUGCGCCGCCAUUGCCAAAAUAGCCAAAGACAAGGAGAAUCUGGCAGUCCUAACUGAUCACGGGGUUGUCCCAUUGCUGGCCAAGUUGACUAACACAACUGACGACAGGCUCCGUCGCCACCUGGCUGAGGCCAUCGGCCACUGCUGCAUCUGGGGCAGCAACAGGGCGUCCUUUGGUGAUGCUGGGGCCGUGGCCCCCCUGGUGCGCUACCUCAAGUCAAAAGACAAGGCAGUCCACCAGAGCACAGCUAUGGCCCUGUACCAGCUGUCCAAGGACCCCAACAAUUGCAUCACCAUGCACGGGAAAGGAGUGGUCAAGCCCCUCAUCCACAUCAUGGGCUCUGAUGAUGAGACGCUCCAGGAAGCUGCUGCUGGCUGUGUGCGCAACAUCCGACUACUGGCUCUGGCUAAUAGGAAGGCCCAGUUAUUCUACUAACAGUCAAUGAUCGCAGCGCACCUGGAAAUCCAAUAGGGACUGUACAAAGAUUAUUGGGGUAGGGAGGGGGGCUUUGGACCCUCCACUUGCAACACCUUUCCCACUAACAGCUGACUCAACUCCAAACUCCAGUUUUAAGAUUAAUAUGUGAACGGAACAAUAAUUUGUACAUAGUCCAAAUCACACUUUAGGAGAGGAAUUAGCAUUUGCCAAAAUAAUGCUAACCACAACAAUGGUGCUAUUGAUUGAACAGUUAUUAAUGGGGCACAGGCAGCAGCUCUUUGGCUGGUUACGGGGUUCAGCAACAUAGUAUUUUUACUUCAUUAUUAAAACAGGUUGUGCUAAAAUAUUAUUAUUGGUUCACUUUGCAUGAAAAGUUAAUGUGUCAGUACUUAAAGUGAAGGCCGCUCUAGGCUAGUGAAAAAAUGGUGCGCUCUUUAAAAAGAGAAUGUGCACAUAAAAGACUGUUUUGUAACUAUUUUACAGUCAAUUUAACCAGAAAAUGGUAAAAUAAUAUAUAUGUAUAGCAAGAAAAAAGAUACAAAUAAAUAAUAACUCCCUUCUCCCCCAAACCCACCAGACUACCCUCCAUUCAACAAAAAGAAAACAUGUUACUUUCAGAUCCCACCCCUAAUAAUUGUUAUACAGUCCCUUACCAGUUCGAAUGGGCUGCUUGUGACAGCACUGGUAAAAAUGUACCUUUGCAUCUGUCCUGUUUUACGCUAACCGCAGAGUUUGUUUCAAAUGUGUUUAAAAUUGUUUCAAAUAAAAUGAAAAAGUGUUACAAAUAUUAGUAUCACAAGUGUUUCUAAUGUGUUCCAACUACCUGAGAUGGGUUUCAAAUAAAAUCUUUUA